ACAAUUCCUUAAAUGGCUGCCUGCUUAGCAGAUUAUUAAUAAUUUUCAUUUUGUUGAGCUCUUACAGACCGACUUUUCAACCCCUCAUUCCUCCUUGCAAUCAAUCUCACAUCCUACAGGGAGGAUAGCGAAUGUGAAAGAUGGCAUCGAAAAUGGCAUCGAAAACGGAUUUAGCAAAGGACAUCAACUUCAUCAAGACCCCUUCAGCCCAGCCUUCGAAGUUUGGUGACCAGGAUUGCGGUGUUCCCACGACCAAUUCCCCUGCAAUCAAAAAUGCUCCUCUUCCUGCUGAAGGCGCUGGAUACGAAAGCUUCAGCAAUUACGCCCUGCUUAGCAUCCUCAUUGGUGUGCCAUGCUUCCUAGCGUGGUUCCUUGGCGGCGGCUUCAAGACCAGAGUUUUCUUUGGAGUCCUCCUUUUUCUCCCAUUGUUGAUUGUCGUCUGGACCUGGACUUCCAAUUUCAGCCCUCGCAUCACGGACAAAACCAAGCUUCCUGGUCGACCCAUCGAGUCCUACAUCACCUUCAAGACGGAUGCCCUCAAGAGCCAGUACAGAAACAGGACCAAGGUUCCGAUGCAGGACUUCACCGAGAUGUACAUCGACGGUGAGGCUGACAUGAACGGCGAUGUCCUUGAUAUUUUGGAGUACCGCUACGACUGGGCUCAUUUCGCCCUCACCUGGUCGUUCAUGAAGUUCAUUUUUGGUACAUUUGCCCGCGACGUCCUCUCUCAUACUCGGGAGCAAGAUAUGGACCAGAUUCGCCCUAACUACGACAGUGGAAACGAUCACUACGCUUGGUUCCUCGGCCCACGUAUGAUCUACACCAGCGGUGCCAUCUCGGAUACUACCAAGGAGGAAACCCUCGAAGAGCUCCAAGAUAACAAAAUGGCUGUUGUUUGCGAGAAGCUCGCCCUGAAGAAAGGCGAGACCAUGCUCGAUAUCGGGUGCGGAUGGGGCACUCUAGCCAAGUUCGCAAGUCUCAACUAUGGAGCCAAGGUAACCGGCGUUACCAUUGCCGAGAAGGGUGCUGCCUAUGCUACUGAUGCCCUUCGCAGUGCUGGGGUUCCCGAGGAACAGAGCAAGAUCCUCUGUAUGGACUACCGCGACAUUCCCAAGGACCAGAAGUUCAACAAAAUUUCUCAACUCGAAAUGGGGGAGCAUGUUGGCGUGAAGAAGCUGACUGGCUUCUUCCGCCAGUGUUACGAUCUACUUGAAGACGAUGGCGCCAUGUAUGUGCAGCUCUCUGGUCUCCGCCAGGCUUGGCAGUACGAGGAUUUUAUCUGGGGGAUCUACUUGAACAAGUUCAUUUUCCGCGGGGCCGAUGCCUCUACUCCCUUGUGGAACUAUAUUCGCUCCCUUGAGAGGGCUGGAUUCGAGGUGAAGAGCGUUGAUACUGUCGGUGUUCACUACUCGGCAACCAUCUGGAAGUGGUAUCGCAAUUGGGUUGGCAACGUUGAUGCAAUCACGGCCAAGUACGGUCAGCGCUGGUACAGAAUCUGGGAGCUCUUUCUCGCCUGGUCUGUCAUUGCCUCGAGGCAGGGUAGCGCCACGUGUUUCCAAAUCGUUGUUGUCAAGAAUCUCAACGCUGUGCACCGUAUCGAUGGAGUGCCGACACAAUUCGGCAUUCGUGGCGCAAUUUCUGCUAGCAGGGCUGCCGGUAAGGGAGCUCUCCCUGCGUAGAAAUCGUAAAGGCGGUGUGAGGUUGAUACACAACGAGUUGCAUCAAAGCACAUGUGCUGUUUUCACUGCUGGAAUAGAGAACUACAGAGGGAAUAGAAAUGGAUGUUUGAGCACCGAGAGCUCUUUAGAUGUGCAGAAAGAGAUUGCAAAGACAAAAGGCCAUUCAAACAAACGUCAGUCUUCUUUACAGCUUGCAUGUAAAUGUAGCUCCCACGUGCCACCGACAGCCGGCGAUAGUUUCAACUCGCACUUUGUGUUGGAUCCGAUACGGUCAACUUGAUCAGGGCAAUAGUGUUCAAAGCAGUGAUGGUGAUGUUGAUGAUUGCUCAGGCCCGGAG
Molecule: messenger RNA, 2017 nt
Organism: Ilyonectria robusta
Lineage: Eukaryota; Fungi; Ascomycota; Sordariomycetes; Hypocreales; Nectriaceae
Product: S-adenosyl-L-methionine-dependent methyltransferase
Exons: 4
Coding region: 141-1679 (512 amino acids)
Biological process (GO): cellular response to biotic stimulus
Source: RefSeq, a predicted model, not a curated record